Messenger RNA from Durusdinium trenchii, 885 nucleotides. NCBI's taxonomy places the organism in Eukaryota, Dinophyceae, Suessiales, Symbiodiniaceae. The record is from the annotation of a GenBank genome assembly.
AUGACUCUGCUUGCCACCCGUGCAGGCUCUGAUUGGCCCAAAUCCUUUGCGCAGACAGUGAACAGGCUGUGUGGGGUGGUGGAUGAAUCUGCUUUGCUGCCCACAGCAUGGCUGGCUGCACUCAUCCAGAAAGGACACAUGGAAGACCUUUUGGGCCUCUCGACAGCUGUAAAGGUCCAGCUUGGAACCAAGGUGUCUACAAUCCUGAUUGGUGCAGCAAUUGUUCAUCAAGCCGAUUCCAAAGGUGGCUUUUGGUCAAUGGACACGCUGAGCAGCAAGGCAGAUGUGAAGGACGCCAUGCUGAACAUAGCCCAGCUAUCCGGGCUCCAAACGCCUGAUGUGCUUUGCUGCUUGCCUCGCGCCCGGGACCAUUUCAACGAGGGAAAGCUCAAGCUCUCAAAGAUGUUGACGGACGUUGCAGAGGAGGUGAUCAAACAGAAAGAAUCGCUGAAGGAGUUUCAUGAGAAGUAUGUCAAAGUAGUUGAUUCCUUGGAUUCGUGGGACUUUGACCAAGUCAAGCAUCUCGUUGACAACUCUGACAGCCGAACAGAGGAUGAGAUGAAACAAAUUCCCCGUUUGCAGCAGCUUCAGGAAGCCGAUGACCUGUUGACCACUGUGCAGACCUACGUUUCAUCAAGCACGCACGAGUCCUACGGAAUCAGUGCAGAGGCGAUGACCAAGCUAGAUCAGGCCGCGGUUCAGGAUCUCAAGAAGCAAAUUGACGACAAAUCGAUGCCUGCGCCUUCGCCUGCGGCUACGCCCAAAAGGGCCGCCAAGAAUGCCAAGGCUUGGGAGGACACUGAGCGCUCUCCCAUUGCAAAGGCAUUGGCGAAGGGGAAGGCGUCCCCAAAGAAGGCAAAAUCUGCCGCCAAACGCAGCAAAUGA